Molecule: messenger RNA, 3192 nt
Organism: Leptidea sinapis
Lineage: Eukaryota; Metazoa; Arthropoda; Insecta; Lepidoptera; Pieridae
Gene: Daao2
Product: D-amino-acid oxidase
Exons: 7
Coding region: 900-1706 (268 amino acids)
Molecular function (GO): FAD binding; D-amino-acid oxidase activity
Source: RefSeq, a predicted model, not a curated record
AGUAUAGUAGUAUUUAAAUAAUAUUCCAGUUUUUUAACUUCAAGUAAAGUUGGGAAGUAAGCUUCGGGGUAAAAACAAUAAGUUUUACCCCGUUUCUCGAAAAUCGCGUAGUUAUCAGAUUUGGACGUUUUAAGGUCCUAGGAAGCUCCCUGACUAUUCCCAAGACGGUGUGCAUACGUCUGUAUACAUGUUUGUGUGUGUGUGUAUGUUGGUUCGUUCGUGAGUUGUAAUUGACGCAAGAAAACGGAAAAAUGUGUUUUUUCGGAAUUACUUCGAAAUUCCAAGUUCGAUCAAUUGAAACUCAAAGAUUCUCAUAGAAGGAGGCUCAAAAAAACGCGUGAAAAUCAGUUUAUUUAUUCGAAAGUUAUUGCUGUUUGAAAAUUAACAGAAUAUGUAUUUAUUAAACUUUUAUCAGACAUAAUUUUUUUAAAUUACUCUGAAAUUCAAUAUCUGAUCAAAUGAAUGUUCUCAGUUCUUUUAUAAAGAUUUCAAAAACAUAGAAUACAAUUUGAAGCGUUUAGGUAGGUAUGGAAUAUGCGGGAAGUUGCAGGGAAGGCUUUUAGGGUCAAUCAUUUUCCUAAUUUUUAUGUUUAUUGUUUGUCUCUUUCUUAUAAUAUUUAAGUCUUUUGUAUUUAAGUGCACUAUACGAUUCAAAGAAACAUGCAUUAUUAUUUUCGGGUUUCCAGAAUCCUAACGCACAACAAUGUCUUAACCAUCUCGCCUUAUAAUCAUAAAAACUAUUAGCUUUUAUGAUUUGGCUGCCUUUUUAACUUAACUGGUCGCAGGUGACGAUAAUAGGCAGUGAGUUGACGCCAAAUACGACAGGCGAUGGCAGCGGGGGUCUGUGGCUGCCGUAUUUAAGUAGCAAUACUCCACCCCAUCUUAUCAGCAAAUGGGGCAUGGAAUCGUUCAGAAAACUCCACGAGUACUGGGUGCAAGGUGGAUACGACGUGUGCCUGAUGCCGGUCUAUGAGCUGUACCGACCUGGCAGUGCCGGUACCAUACCAAUGGGGUGGCACAACGAUGUGUAUGGUUUCCGAACCCUGGACAAACGUCACCUGGAUUAUGUGAACGACUUAUAUUCGGCGAACUAUAUCUCUGGUACAAUAUUCACCACAUUCAAAGUGGUGACCAAUACGCUACUGCGUCGUUACAUGGAGCGGCUACGAGAAUUGAAUGUGCCCAUUAUUCGCGACUCCGUGACGUCACUGCUAGACCCACAAUAUGACGGAUACGAUGUGGUCGUCAACUGUUUAGGGCUGGGCGCAAGGGACGUCGUGCCAGAUGAAAGAGUGAGGCCAGUUCGGGGGCAGAUAGCGAAGGUGCACGCUCCGUGGAUCAAUUACACAAUACAGGACAAGAGCACUGGCCACUACAUCAUACCCAAUGACGUGGAGUGCAUACUAGGAGGCACUGGACAAAUUGACAACUUCAACACACAGGUUGAUGAAAAAGACUCCGACUUUAUUUUAAGUGGAUGCGAAAAAAUAUUUCCAUCAUUAAAAAAUGCAACGCUCGUGUCGCAGUGGGCCGGACUACGACCCGGUCGAGACCAGGUGAGGCUGGAGGCGGAGAUCAUCAACAACAAGCUGUACAUACACAACUAUGGACAUGGUGGGAGCGGCUUCACCCUGUUCUGGGGCUGUGCCGGCGACGUCGUCGACUUGUACGAGAAACACACGAAACGAAACACAAGCAAACUUUGAUAUUUUUUAUUUAUUAUAUAGAUAACAAAUAUAAAUCAUUUAUUCAUAAUCUACGUUAUUAUCUUUGGUUACAUUAACCAAAUAACAAUUUUACAUUAAGAGCGCGCGCAGACAGAGAGCGGUCAGGAGUUCCGAGUCCCGCGUUCGGCGUUCAUUAUGCGGGCGCCAGACUUAGCUUCACAUGUUUGAACACAUGUUUGAUUGCUAAGUUUGGCACGGGACUUUGGUUAUGUGUUCAAAGUUUGAACAAAGAUUUGCACUUUGCCAUGCGGUGUCGGUCUUUUUCGACACAUCAAAGCGUUCAAAGUUGAAUAUGUUCAAGUUUGCGUAGCUUGCCACACUUGUUCAGUGUUCAGUUGCUCGAGCGAUGUUGAGCGGAACGGUUGUGUGCGUGCUACACUGCUUGAGGCUAUAUAAUGGGCUGGAGCAGCGAGUGCAUUCUAGAAUUUGUAGAGCUAUUACAGCGGGAACCAUAUAUAUGGAACCCGAAAAACAACAAACACAAAAAUAGAACCUUAGUAAAUGACGCGUGGGUGAGAAUAAAGAACAAAUAUUCUGUGCCCUGUUCUGUUGAAGAAUUAAAAAAGAAAAGAAAUAAUUUGCUGACACAAUAUAGAGAACAUUUAAAGAAAAUCAAGGAAUCGACUAAAACAGUAUUAUUGUUUUCUUGCACAUGUAAAAAAUAAUUACAUGCACACAAAUAAUACAGGCAUACUGAGUCUACGAAAUCGUCGUCCAUCUUGUUUGUUGUCUACCAGCAUACUGUGGAGAAAAAUGUUUGCGAAGCAAGUCGGGCAGGUUACGUCAAUAUGUGUUCAAAUGCUUUGCAAAGUCGUCAAAGAGAUGUGGAAAUCUUUGAAGCUAUGUCUAGCGCCCGCAUUAGAAUAUACUGAGUCUAUAACAACAACGCAUACAGCGGGCAGUCUGACCGCGGCGGUCAAAGCAGAACGUCGCGUUCCAACAGUUCUUUUCCCACCAAGACAGAGAAUGCCGGAACGUCGCGAUAUCUGAGUUUGGAAUAACGGAAAAGUUAAUUGAAUUGGUUAGGGAAAGGAGUUUAUUAAUCAACAUUCGAAAAUAAAUAUAGAAUCGUUGUUCAUCUUUAAGUAAAUCCGGAAAAAUAUUACUGAAUUCGCCUUAUUCUUCUCGCGUUGUGUUAAUUGGGUGCACCCAAUACUUCCUUUUCUUCUUAGAAGCUGCUGAGCUCCACAAGAUCAAUAAUUCUUCAUCGGUUGACGAACUUUCUAGUGACAUGUUGCAUGUGCAAAGACCCAAACGAAACUAGAACGCGAGAAUUUGCACGCCACUUGUGUGCGUUGGAACUUUUGGGCGGUCAACGGUCACUAGAAUGCAGAACUCUGACCGCUCUCUGUCUGCGCGGGCUCUAAUGUUACAGUAAAUAUAAAAAAUAUACAAUUAUUAUUUCAAUAUUAUAAAUGUUUUAUUUAUAUAUAAUAUAUGUAUCAAUAAAACAAAACAUACAGUU